Messenger RNA from Gadus macrocephalus (Pacific cod), 699 nucleotides. Its product is annotated as molybdopterin synthase catalytic subunit. The record is from RefSeq and is a predicted model, not a curated record. The transcript is spliced from 4 exons. Gene Ontology annotation, molecular function: molybdopterin synthase activity. Gene Ontology annotation, biological process: Mo-molybdopterin cofactor biosynthetic process. The coding region runs from base 1 to 486 and encodes 161 amino acids. Lineage: Eukaryota; Metazoa; Chordata; Actinopteri; Gadiformes; Gadidae. Gene Ontology annotation, cellular component: cytosol.
AUGUCCUCCAGGGAGGAAGUGGGCGGGUCUAUGGAGCCGAGCAGGGACCUGAUUGGUCUGUCCUCAGAGCCACUGUCCAUUGAGAGGGUCUACAGCUCAGCCGUCAGCCCCUCCUGUGGGGCAGUGGCCCUCUUCAUAGGAACGACUCGGGAGCACUUUGAAGGCAGACGGGUGAUUCGUUUGGAGUACGAAGCCUAUGAGCCCAUGGUCCAAUCGGAACUGUCUGCAGUGUGUCGUGACAUCAGAGCUCGCUGGCCAAUGGUGAAGCACAUCUGCAUCCAGCAUCGUCUCGGGCUGGUUCCGGUUGCUGAGGCGAGCGUUGCCAUAGCGAUCUCCUCGCCACAUCGCUGCGAGGCCCAAGAGGCUGUGGGCUACUGCAUCAAUGCUCUCAAGGCCAGCGCCCCAAUCUGGAAGAAGGAAGUUUAUGAAUCUGAAGAAUCGAAGUGGAAGGAAAAUCCUGAAUGUGGCUGGUCUGGAAACGGCUGAAGUGGCUGGUCUAGAAUAGGCUGAAGUGGCUGGUCUAGAAUAGGCUGAAGUGGCUGGUCUAGAAUAGGCUGAAGUGGCUGGUCUAGAAUAGGCUGAAGUGGCUGGUCUAGACAUCCACGUUCUAGGCUGUCAUUUAUGCUUUGUUUCUGAGAAACUGAAUUUUGGGUUUUCAUGAGCUGGAAGCCAUAAAGAACAUUAAAACAAAUAAAUGCU